AUGUUCAAGAAGGCCGUGAAAGAUGCUCCCACUGGAGGGACCUCGAAAACGCUUCAGUCCAACCUACUGCGGACCAACAUACAUGCCUCUCCAAAUCCAGCCCCACCACAAUCUGUCGGAGUCAAACGAAAAAUCGAGGUGGCCCAUAAUGGAAAUUCUGCGCUAGGAUCUCUCCAUAGCGCGGUUUACUUCGAUGAAAAUGACUUUGAUGAUGAUAUCGACCUCGACAUUGAUGAGCCGCAGCCAUUGAUCACAUCAAAUGGUGCUAACCUCAACAACUCGAAGCCAGUCACAUAUCCAAGUCUUGAUAACAACUCCGCCAAUCCAACGGAUGUCAAUUACCCGGAUCUACCACCUGUCUCCCAAGAAGACCAGGCACCCCCGAGCAGUAUGCAGUUCCCGUGGUCUUCAUCACCUCCUUCCCACUUCCAACCUCCGCCCAAACCUCGAACUCUCCCCUGGCUGCAGGAAGAGAAGGAAGAACCUCCCCGCAUGAAGAAUAGCCAUAUCACACCGAAACGCUCAAAGCCCACCGACUUCUGGAACAAGUCUGCGAGUGCCAUCAAGGAGGAGCAGAAAGAGCUACGUAAGGAAUACAAGAAGAACCAAAAGCCCGAGAUCAAGCCCCAAAAGCAAGGCCGCACAAAGGUUGCGUCUAUCUUCUUGAGUGAUGAGCAAAGAGCGGUUCUUGAUGCAGUUGUCGAUGGCGGAAAGAGCAUAUUCUUCACCGGUUCCGCAGGAACAGGAAAGUCGGUCCUCAUGCGAGAGAUCAUCCAGAAACUGCGCAUAAAAUACCGCAAGGAGCCAGAUCGCAUUGCGGUCACGGCCUCCACCGGCCUUGCGGCCUGUAACAUUGAGGGCGUCACCCUUCAUAGUUUUGCUGGUAUUGGUUUAGGCAAGGAGGCAGUCCCUGAGUUAGUCAAAAAGGUCAAGAAGAACCAGAAGGCUAGGAAUCGCUGGCUGCGUACCAAGGUUCUUGUUGUUGAUGAAGUGUCCAUGGUUGAUGGAGAUCUUUUUGACAAAUUAGAAGAGAUUGCCAGGCGCAUUCGCAACAAUGGUCGGCCAUUUGGAGGAAUUCAACUUGUCGUUACAGGUGAUUUCUUCCAACUGCCACCGGUGCCUGAAGGAAGUAACCGCGAGGCCAAAUUUGCCUUUGCGGCAGCUACUUGGACUACUUGUAUUCAGCAUACCAUUCUUUUGACGAAUGUUUUUCGUCAAAAGGAUCCGGAGUUUGCGGACAUGCUGAACGAAAUGAGAUUGGGAAAGAUUAGCCCUCGCACGAUCGAUGCUUUCCGAAAGCUUUCUCGGCCGCUAGAUUUCCAUGAUUCGCUCGAGGCAACAGAACUGUUCCCUACUCGCGCUGAAGUGGAAGGGGCCAACUCCGCACGAAUGGGCAGACUUUCUGGUGAGAUGAUGAUGUUCAAUGCCGUCGAUUCCGGAACAAUCCAGGAUCCCCAGCACCGUGAGAAGCUAUUGUCAAAUUGCAUGGCCCCUCCUCUCAUUCAAUUGAAGAAGGGUGCUCAAGUGAUGCUCAUCAAGAACAUGGAAGAAUCCCUUGUGAAUGGUUCAAUUGGACGUGUGGUGGCCUUCAUGAGUGAAGAAUAUUUUGACUCAUAUCGGGAAAAUGACAAGGAAUUUGCUGAAGAUGCAACUGCGAGCGAUGAAGAGCGCGCUAUGCGUGCCAAAAAGAAGCUCAAGCCCAUGGGUCACAAGGAAGGGCCUGCUUCUGUGACUCGGAAAUGGCCAUUGGUGUGCUUCAUGCAACCCGACGGAUCAGAGCGCCACCUGCUAUGUCAACCAGAAACCUGGAAGAUUGAACUUCCCAAUGGAGAGGUGCAGGCUCAACGCCAACAAGUUCCACUAAUCUUGGCAUGGGCUUUGUCUAUUCACAAGGCCCAGGGACAGACCCUUCAGCGAGUGAAGGUUGACCUUGGCCGAGUUUUUGAAAAGGGCCAGGCAUAUGUUGCCCUCAGUCGAGCAACAUCGCAAGAGGGAUUGCAGGUCACUCGAUUCGAGCCCCGCAAGGUAAUGGUACAUCCCAGAGUUGUGGAAUUCUACAAUAACCUGGUCUCGAUCACACAAGUCAUUAAGUCCAAAUCCAAGCCAACGAGUGCCUUUAACCCUGAAGACUUCGACGAUGACGAGUUCUGA
Penicillium antarcticum is the source of this 2151-nucleotide messenger RNA. RefSeq names its product DEAD/DEAH box helicase. NCBI's taxonomy places the organism in Eukaryota, Fungi, Ascomycota, Eurotiomycetes, Eurotiales, Aspergillaceae. Gene Ontology annotation, molecular function: DNA helicase activity; ATP hydrolysis activity. The transcript is spliced from 3 exons. The record is from RefSeq and is a predicted model, not a curated record. Gene Ontology annotation, biological process: telomere maintenance; DNA repair. The coding region runs from base 1 to 2151 and encodes 716 amino acids.